Clunio marinus is the source of this 7453-nucleotide messenger RNA. The record is from the annotation of a GenBank genome assembly. Lineage: Eukaryota; Metazoa; Arthropoda; Insecta; Diptera; Chironomidae.
GUUUUCUUAAAUUAAAUCAGUCUUUCUUAAGUUCUUCGACCUAACAAUAGUCGAAUGCAUAGUGGAGUCCACUACUUUUUGGUAAUAUGUAAAAGUGAGACGAAAAAAUAAGUAAAACAAGAGCAAAUUUACAGUGAUACUUAACAAAAAAAAAAUGAAGUUUUUGUCAAAAAAUAAAUAAGAUUCGUAACAAAAUAUGUUCAUUUACUAUCAAUUAUAAUAUUUCAAAAGAAUUACUUUGAUCUUUGAACUUAAAUAAGUGAAAUAUUAUCAAGCUCUCUACCGAGACAAAUAAAAUCGCUGGAUUAUUUAGAAGGAAAAAAAGAGUACUACCUAAUUGUCGGUUAAUUGAGCUUCAUCAUCUGUAAAUGUGGAUUAGAUAAUCCGAAGUAAGCAACAACAAAUAUGGAUAAAAAUAAUCAACCACCUGGCCCUAAAGUUUCGCAAAUUGCCAACAUUUUUCAACGUAAAUCAUUUGAUGAUGAAAAGGAAUCGAAAGAGAACCCUGGUAGUGGUAAUGUAGUAAUGCGAACAGAAUCACAUGCAGCGCGAUUUAACAACGCUAGGGCAUUGUUCGAAAAGUUAGGUGAAGGUCGACUUAAUCGGCCAACGACAUUUAGUAUUAAGCAUUCCACUAGUAAAGAUGAUAACUUAAAAGACCCGAGUCCCGAACGACAACGAUCUCCAUCGCCAAAGAAAAAAUAUAUAGGAAUAAGUAACGGCGUGGGCAAAAAUGAUAUCGGAAUGAUUCAAAAUGUUUCUCGCAUAAAAUCUGAGAAGCCGGAACGCCCUGAAAAACCUGAAAGAAAGUUCAAUUCAAAGGAGCUUAUUGAGAAACAGAAGAAUUGGACGUCACAUUUCAGCAAGGCUCGUACAUCGCCAUCAUCAGUCGUCAAUAGAUGCGACAUUAUUCGAACUGUCCCUGGAACUGGUGUGAUUAAUAAUACAGACAUAAAUAAAGUUCAAGAUAAUAACACAAAAGAAAUUAGAUCAUCAAUGUCGGUUGAUUCACCACCAAGUCCAUCAGUGAGACAUUCGCAAUUACCACCAGAAAUUAAACCGAGAACAACUUCACGUUCAAAUUCAUUGACAAGUCCAACAAAAGCUUUUCCGAGCAUUCCUAUUAAAUCAAGUCCAGAACAUGUCCGUUCACAAAGACAACCUGAUGGCAAAUCAGAUGAGGUUCAUGAGAAACCAUUACGUAAAAAGUCACUUGACUUUAACAACGAUUCUCAGUCAACUCAUUUCAACAACAAUCAUCAUUCAUCAAUUCAUCCUGAAAUAUGUAGCACACGACGAUACAGCGGUGAAAAAGAAAGCAGCAGUUUGACAUCGCCAGCUCAUGAUGCAAAUUCAGCUGCAAGCUCUUCAGGACCAUCAAGUCCAGCUCAUACCGAAGAUGAGAAACAAGAGAAUGAAUCUAAUGAAAAGACUGAACAUUUUGAAGAUGCUAAUAGUGACGGCAAAAGUCGCUCACAGAACAGCGAGGGUGAAGAUGAUGACAAAGUCCAAAGAAGAUCAAAAAGAGUGUCGAGUUUAUGUAUGGAGUUGCCAGCAGCUGGUUCAGGACAUUGCUCACCAAGCGUGCACAGUUCGAUAACUGAUGAAGGUGGCUUCAAUGAACCAUCACCUGAAAUCAAAGCCUUGAAACCUGUCUAUGAUUUUGAGAACGACAUAAUGCCACCUGUUCCUCCCAUUCCACAAACAACACAUCCGGAUGUGAUUAAUGACGUGACUUACAUUGAUCUCGCUCAUCGUGCACAACCGGAAGGCAUUGAAAGUGAUGAAAUUUACGACGAAAAUGAAUCGUAUCGACGAAUAGAGAAUGGAAAUAGUAACAACAAUUGUAAUAGUAACGUUGAAGUGACGAAGGAAAAGAUUGUCUACGCAACAAUUAAACCUGAGCUUCCGGUGAAAGAAAGACUUUACGAAAAAGAAAAUAUUCUUGACGAUGAUGAUGAAAUAAUUGCACAAAACGAAACUGAUCGAGGAUAUAUAAGCCCUCAAGAAAUUUUCGACCCAACACGAUUUCAUGAUGAAGAUGAAAAUGAUUUGAAUUCCGUGUUGAAAAAAAAGUUACCACCAGAGCCGCCUGGUGAAAAAUCAGAAACUGAAACCGAGGAGGAGGAAGAAGAAGCGACACCACUUCCACCAAUCAAAAAAAUCCCACCUCCAGUUCCUGAAUUAAAUUCACCUCUCGAUCUUCAAGAUGUUGAAUUUGCCGAUGCAAGUGAUCAUGAAGCUAACGAAACUAACAGUAGACGAAUAAGCAAUGCAAGUGAACAAAUUGAUGCUAUGACUGCUGAUGAGGCUGAUCGAUUGUUGAGCUCUCGGCAACAGUCGUUAUUAUCAGAUGAACAGGCUCUUGAGGUAGAAGCGAUUCUGUCUAACAAUAAAGAGCUUCCACCAUUACCCAAAGAACCCCGUAAACAAUCAGAUGAUGAGCCAGAUUGGCUCAAUGAUGUACUUGGAGGUGGAAGAAAAUCUGAUUAUCCAAACAUGAACGGUGAUACUUCUAACAUUCAAGACUCUCUAGUCUCAGUGGAAUCGAAUCAAAGUGCCAACGAAAGCAUCAUUUCACUUAACACAACAACAUCUGAUAGUUUUAAUAUUGGAAAGUUAGAAGCAAAUCCCGACGGUUCCAUCAUCAGUUCAGUUAAUUCUCUGGGUGAUGGUGAAGUGUCUGGUGAUGAGUCAUUGCAAAUGGAAUAUCCACCAAUAGCAAGUAAAGAAGUAUUUGUUAAUCAGGAUGGAGUUCAUUUCUUCGAAGAUGGAAACUUUUGGAUGGAAGUUCCGGGCUUAUUAGAGAAUGAUCGUGAUGAUGAAGAGGAAGCUAACAUUCCUGUUAAAAAAUCUUUUAAGAUUAGAUAUAGUACAGAUCCAAUUCAAGUCUUUUCGACGUUCUCUGUCAAUGAUUAUGAUCGUAGGAAUGAGGAUGUUGAUCCUGUCGCUGCUUCUGCUGAGUAUGAAUUAGAAAAGCGAGUCGAAAAGAUGCAUGUGUUCCCAGUUGAAUUGUUGAAAGGACAAGAAGGUCUUGGAUUAAGUAUAAUUGGAAUGGGUGUUGGAGCUGACAGUGGAUUAGAAAAAUUAGGAAUUUUUGUGAAAACAAUCACAGACAACGGUGCAGCAUCACGAGAUGGAAGAAUUCAAGUUAACGAUCAAAUAAUAGAAGUUGAUGGUAAAAGUUUAGUGGGAGUAACACAAGCUUAUGCUGCUUCUGUGCUUAGGAAUACAUCUGGACUUGUUAAAUUUCAAAUCGGACGUGAAAGAGAUCCAGAAAAUUCUGAAGUUGCUCAACUUAUUCGUCAAAGUCUUCAAGCAGACAAAGAGAAAGAAGAAAGAAUAAGACGACAACAGGAAGAGUACUUGAGACGAACUUCUGAAGAUUCAACACUUCCUGUAUCUGCUAAUUCAAGUCUUUCUGAAGGUCCCAUGUCACCAACAACAGCAGCGAUUGAUUCUCUUUUUGAUGGCGAUCCAAAUCAUUCGAGCGACAUCGAAUCAUUAAAAAGAAUCCUACAAGAGCUCAUUAAGUAUCAAGCAGCAUGCAAUGAAACUGAAAGCAUUAAUGAAAAAUUGAAACAAACUGAACGAGAACUUGCUGAUAUUCGUAAGGAGGCUAAUAACUAUCAGAACAUGUUACAACAAUCACAAGCUCAAUAUUCGACAUUAGAACGAAAAUACAGUAAAGUCAAAAAGAUGUUGCGUGAUUUUCAACAACGUGAUCGAGAUAUGAUACAAUUUCAAGAAUAUUAUCUUCAACAUUUACAAGAGAAAGACACUGAGUACAAUGCUUUAGUGAAGAAGCUCAAAGAUCGUGUUAUUUCUCUAGAGCAAGAACUUCAGGAAACACAAAAGCGAGCUGGUCUACCAGUUUCAUUACCAUAUGAUAGCACAAAUCUUAAGUUGACUCCACAAAUGUCACGAAAACAGCCACCACAGCCACCUUUUCAUAAGAAAAUUGAAUCAGAAUAUUCCGAUUUGGAGAUUUCUGAUUUAUCGCCUGAUGGGGAAGGCGAAGAUGGAAAGACUGCUACAGUUGAAAGAAAAAUUCCUGUCAAAGAUGAGUUUGACACAGCGAUACCAAAGCAUGAAUUACUCGAUUCGUCAGCAAAUAAAAGCAAAAAAGAUUUGAUUUCACGUGGAGCUCUUGCCAAUCGUCAAUUACCGUCUUCUAAAAAAUUAGGAAGUAGUAACAGCAGCUCAAAUGGAACGCUUGAUGAAAGUGAAGAAGAGCAGAACAUUGAUGUUGCAAAUAAUAAUCCAACAUUUGCAAAUGGUGUUCAUUACUCAACACCAGCUGUCAAUAAACCUGUCAUAACAUCACCAUCGAUUCCACUUUAUGCUCAGGUACACAAAGAAAAAGAACGGAGUGAUGCAACAUCCCCAGUUCAGGCGUUUAAUCUUAAAACUCAUUCCACAAUACCGAAUAUCUUUCGUGACAAUAUUGGAGGUAAAAUCACCAGUACUAGUUAUGGAAGUGACUUGAAUGCAUCGUCAUAUGAAAGUGAUAGAAGUUCAUCAAACGAUAAACUUGAAGAUCAAUCACCUGACAGUUGGAUGUAUCCAAGUCGAAGACCGAAAGGACUUAAAGGCAUUACGCCGCCGUCGCUUGCCGAACAAUUAAAAGAAAGACUCGCUGAACGUGAAGGAAAACGACAUCAUGAAGACGGUUCAUCUAGAGACUCAAGUGACGAUUUUUCUGAUCUCAAUCAUCUCAAUCCAGCCAAUCCCGAAAAGAUCUCACAACAUUUGCUCAGUGAAAUCAAGAAAGCUGUUAAUGAAGCUCAACCUAAAGUUAAAAAUGUUGUUCCGCAAACACUUUCCCCGCCAGGUACAACGCCGUGGAAGCAACAAAAUCAAGGUCCACCCUCACCAUCUUCAGCUUCAAGUGACUCAUCACCUGCUUAUUCACCAAGUCGAACAUUAGAUUUGUCAGGUUCAUCUACGAGCUUUUCAAGUGAUCGUGUUAAAAUAUCAGCACACCAAUGGAAGAGCGGACCUGUUGAGCAGUGGAACAAUGAACAGGUAUGCCAUUGGCUGUUAGGUAUUAAUAUGGAACAUCACGUGCCAAAAUUUAUUGAACAUGGUGUCGAAGGAGGUGCACUUCUUCAACUCGAUUCACGUGACUUUAAAAUUCUUAAUGUCGUCGGUGACGACAAGAAACUUCUGAAAAAGAAUAUCAAAGAACUCAAGCGGUUGAACGAGAAAGAGCGCCGUCAAAAUGAAAAGGACUUAAAGGAACGUGAGAAGCUUAUCAAGAAAGCUGAGAAAAAGGCCGCAAAGGAUAAGAAAGUUAAAAAAUAAUUUUUCUCUCUUGUAUGAUUUGGAUAAGUUUUCAAUAACUAAACAAGACAUUAAUUUAUGCUUUACAUUCUAAGUGAUUGUAAUUGAUACGUCUCAGCAGUUGUAAAUGAGAAUAUUUUUACAAAGCCAAGAAAAAAAUCUUUCUUUAAUUUGCAUUCUUAGUUCGGUUUAUAGCGGUUGGUAACAUCCACUUUUUUCUUUGUUAUCUAAUUCAAAUAUGCUUGCAAAUUUAGUUUUAACAGUUUUGUAUGUACAAAACCAUGGCAUGAUAAAAUUUUAUAAUAACAAGCAAGAACGCACGGCAAUUAUUUAAUACACAAUUCAGAAGUGCAAUGUUCGUGUUUGAUACUUGAGUCAAGUUAAGACAAUUUUUCUAAUCGUCUUUUCUUACAUUCACUACUCACAACUUUAGAAGUAAAUAAAAACAAUCGCAUAACGAUGAAAUCAUAUAUUUAUAAGAUAACCAUACGUUAAUCCUUCAUGACUUGUGUCUAUAAGAACAAAUGGAAACAAAUCCAAAACUUAACAGUUUCACGUGUGAAAAGUUAAUAUUUUUUUUUUAAAUCAUACUAUCUAUCUAAAUAAAUAAACAAAUAACAAAACAAAUAUUUAAAUUAUUUAUUCGUAUUUGCUAAUAUUUAAACUUUAGAAUUUAAUAUGUAAGAGAACAUGAACUAUGUAGUUCAUUUCGUUUUCUAAGAAUAAUUGACCGUUACAUACAAAUGCGACAUGAUAUUUAAAAUGAGAGAAUAAGUAACCAUAAGUUGUAAGAAAAAUCCCAACAAAUCGUGAACGAAUUUUGAAGCUUUUCAAUCAGAAUUUAAAAAAUAAAGGAAUAAAUAAUCAAAAAUUAAUGUGUCAAAUGAGAUGAUUUUGAUUCGAUUUUAAAUAAUUUCACUCGUUUUGUAAAAAUCGUUAUCAUAGAAUUGCGUAAACAGAGAAUUUGGAGUUCCAUUUUACAGCACCACUUUUUGAUCUUUUUUAAGAACAAAAGUUUAAGGUUUUUCAUCACAACCACAUGUUUUUACAAAACACUUACUGAUAAAAGUAAUGAUUCAAUUCGAUAAGUAGGAAAUGAUUUUUUAAAUAAUUAACUCUAGUUGUUUGUGGAAAUGUAAAAUCGUAGUAAAAAAUAUGAAUUAAAAAUUAGUGUAAAAGUAAACAUUGAAAGAAAAAUGUGAAGAAUUUAAUGAAGACAAGGAAGAAAAACGAUACAUCAAAACUUAAAUAUCUAAAUAAAAUAAUUAAUAUUGUAUUAACAUUAGUGGAAUGAAAUCAUCCCAAAUUUGUUAUUAUUAUUAUUGAAUAAUUUCCAAGAGAACUUUUCAAUUUCACAAAGUAAUGCUUUUUUAAAUAUUACUGCGGAAAUUAAAGUGUAAGUUUCUUAUUCUAUUUUACUGCUUCAACAUUUCUUUUUCUUAAACUAUCGUUUCAUGGCCAAAGUUUAAUGAAUGAUUGUCAGUCUUGCAUCAUUUAUAUCGAAUUUAAAUAAAAAAGAUUCUAUUGAUGCCAGAAAAUUAUGUAGAAACAACUAUGUAGAUGGUUGAAGCUUUUCCAUAAUCAUCAUAACUCUAAUUAAAAGCAGAAAUUAUGUCAUUAAAAUAUCCUAAAAAGAUACAAACAAUAGCAUUUCACGAUUGUUUUCACAUAUCUACCUAGUUUUGUUUUUAAAUAACAAAGUUUUUCUAUACCAUUGCAUUUGAAGGUAUGUGUUUAGCACAGUCAAUUUUUAAACUUUUUUGAGUGUAGACUGAUAAAUUAAAUAAUCCACGAUUGCAAUGUCUUCAAUUAUUAUUGAAUUUUUUUUGUAAAUUCAGUUUAUUUAUAGUGGUUUAGGAUUUUAAUUACCUACAUUUCCACAAUCUUUUUGUUGUGUUGGGAUAAAAAUCCAGCUGCAUGGCUACAUUUACUAUAACAUUACAAACAUAAAUUGUUAUCUUAAAUAAAAAUUAGAUAUAAAAACAUUAAAUUAACAUUGUACUCUAUUCUAGGAUAUUUUAAUGAUAAACUUUUUUCAUAGCUACGGAAUGUAGAUUAAACAUAUGGAGGUUUUUAAUUCACAAAUUUGAAAAUGGAGAUUUCUAAAUUAAUUUUUUUCGAGCGGCACAAGCGGAGAUUCCUAUUUCAUUUUCAUCACCGGCUUGCU